This is a messenger RNA of Toxoplasma gondii ME49, 6014 nucleotides long. RefSeq names its product protein kinase (incomplete catalytic triad). Lineage: Eukaryota; Apicomplexa; Conoidasida; Eucoccidiorida; Sarcocystidae. The transcript is spliced from 12 exons. Gene Ontology annotation, biological process: intracellular signal transduction; peptidyl-serine phosphorylation; protein autophosphorylation. Gene Ontology annotation, cellular component: nucleus; cytoplasm. The record is from RefSeq and is a predicted model, not a curated record. The coding region runs from base 819 to 5114 and encodes 1431 amino acids. Gene Ontology annotation, molecular function: calmodulin binding; calcium-dependent protein serine/threonine kinase activity; ATP binding.
GUUUUAUAUCGGAAGCUGCAGACUCUACCACUGUAGGGCCGCCAGCUACUUUGUAAACACGUUCGCUUGUACUUGGCGAGUGUCUACAGUCAACUCUUCGGAACUUGUCGAGUCUGUUUCGUUUCGUAGCCUCAUAACAAAUUGUUUGAUAUAAUUGAGUGCACUGACACAUUCUCAAUACGAGUGGUUUGGAUGUUUCUCCCAUGUAUUUGAGUAGUUCGGAUUUUUUCCACGCAAAAUCUUGUCUUGGUUCGGUGAGCGCGCUUCUACCUGGCGGAGCUCAGCCGAUUGCGUGUUUCGUCAUCAUGUGCAAAAGAAACGGAGCAGAGGCAAAACACAGAACUCGCAGACUUAUUAAACACUCGAUGAAAUGUGCAUAAAACGAGUACUGCUUAUGUGCGUGCGGCGCUUGUGAUCGCUCGAAUUCUCUCGGCAACAAGUUUUUUGUAAUCGGCCCUGAAGUCAUCGGACAAACUACGAUCGCCUUUUUCUUACCACAUAAAUAUACGGAUGUGGGCACGCAUGCGGCUUUCUGUGUGCCACUUCUCGCCUGCCACGCUGACGCUUCCGCCUUCACUUCCGUUAUACGGGAAAGUGCCUGCUUACCAUACAUUGCCUUUCUACACCAGCUCAAGGGGCUUACAUGCUGUCUAUGUUUGCCUUUUCCACCUGUGCGUUUGCAACACCGUGGAUGUUCUCUGACACCAAUAAGGAGGCGGCACUGUCGCAUAGCCACAAGGCGUCAAGAGAGGAAUUCCUCUUCGGUUCUCCAAUUGUCUCAUAAACCAAGGAAAGAGGAACUGUUCUUUUAGGGGGAAAUGGAUGACAUCAUUGCGAGCUCCAGUCCAGAAGCUUCUUCAGCGCUGGACUGGCUAGCGAGUGUCCGACGCCGAGAGCAGUCCCUGCACUGCAAUUCCCUUUACUGCCCAGAAACAACUUCGUCUCGCAAGACGACCUUCGCUCCACCAAAAACGCCACUGUCGUCAGCCCAGAAGCCACAGUGUAACAGCAAGAAACAUGCGGACCCAAAGAACGCCUCUAGUCUCCCAAGUCAGGCUAGAACACCAGGCGGUGCUUUAGUUUACCGCAAAUGCGUAGAGAAGAAAGACGCCAGCAAAGGGAAGAAACGCGACUCGGCAAGUGAAGAAAGAGAAGCCAAACAAUGGCUUUUUCAGGAAAACCCGCAAGUUUACCAGGCGGUGCACUCGCUCUGCCUCCAGAGGGACAGAGAAAAGCGAGUCUUGCACACCCAGCGCAAACAACCCCCGGCAUCAUCCCCCUCGCCUCCAGAGAGGGCCGACAACGGGGCUGUGUUCCGAAGGGAAUUCGAAAAGUCAGACAAAACAACGGAGAACCGUCUGAAGGCCUCAAAAGGCACUGCGAGAGGCAGAGACAACGGGCUGAGGAAAGUGCUUGAUCAAGGAUUUCCCGGAGUGCCUGACCUGCCGCUAAAGUUCGACUCCAAAUGUUCAGACACUCUGAGGAAGCCGGAGACGAGGAGAGAUCCAGAAAGGGAGGACGUCGCCUUCCCAGCUGAACGCACUGUCGUGACCCUCUGGCGAAUCCCCCAUCACGGAGACAGAACGAUUGCGAAAGCUCUUAUGCCGAAAAGUGCCGGUGGACUCUUGUACCGUGUCCUGUCGGGGGGAGAAGUUGUUUGGUUUGCUAUCCCUUCCAGAACGAACGAGCUCUGCGUAUCAAGGGAAGGACCCUUCUCUAUUCAGCCUCCGGAGGUUUCCAGGAUCUUGAAAGAAAUGUCCCAGAACGGGUGCCUCCCGGCUGCCGGCAACACGCUCUUAUUUUCUGCCAGCUGCCAAAUUCACAGACUCAACAACACAGAACGAAGCACAGACGCAGCUCUCCAUUUCUCAGGAACAGAGGACCAGGGAGACUCAGAAGAUGUCAAGACAACCUGGGAGAAGACAGGCAACGCGACACUCCUGGAGCAUGCGAUAAAAGCCAAGCGACUGCCACCAUCGUCUUCGAAUGUGCCCAUCGCUGCCUGUUUGUAUACAUCCUCGAGUUCCACGCUGCUUCCUCUCUGCCAUGUGCCAGCACCGCGUCGGAGUUCGUCUUCGCACCUGGCGCAUCCAAAACAGAAAGCCUCCGAUUUGCUCCAUGGACCCGAACGUGUCUGUACUUUCUCGCAUGCCACGAUUACACAUGACGGCAGCAAGUCGAGUCCGUCGAAGACAGCCGAAACCCAUCAGAAAGUAAAAUCUUCCCAGCCACUCACAGCGACGGAUGUCCAUUCUACCAAUUGGCAAGUAGACGUGGAAAAAGACAUGAGUGAGGAAAAGGAUCACGAAAGUAACGGAGAGUUGUGUCUCUGUGAGGUUGCGCUGAGCGCGUCGACAACAGCGGGGACCUCUGAGUCUACUCAGUCUUCCUCUUUCGCGGGAACCGCAGAGAUUUUCUCCCAGCCCUCACUCGCGUCGCUCGUCAAGUUCGCAGGCAGAGCAACGCGAGUUGAGGGGAGACAAAGAAUGUACAGAAACACGUCGACAGUUCUCGGGCACGGCUUCUCGGGAGACGUGAAAAUUUUCAAACACCGUAAGACGCAAGAAGUCUUCGCUCUGAAGACCGUUCUCAACGAGGAAGAGCGCAUGCAGCGUGGCUGGCGAUUCUGUAGCUGGCGAGGCAGGCGGACAAGCCCAGGUUCUUGCCCGGAAGGGACGUUGCUCGGUGACUCGCAGAAAUCAGGGAAAAAAGGAAAUGGUAAGACACAGAGAAACGUGGGCAGCGGUGAAAAUGUAGACACCCUGGGAGAUCCAGCAGGGCAAAGAGUCGCGACAGAUGCAGACAAUAUGCGGGAAACGACGGAGAGCACCGGAAGACACGCAACGGAAAGUAGACGCCCGAGAGGCUGUGGAGGCGAGGCGACGCGAGGGAAGCCUGAAGAACCAAAGACGACCAGAAAGAAGUUCGCGAAGGCUGAGGAAAAAGACAAAGAGAUGAAACGCGAUCUCCAGGCCAUCAUGGGAGAAGGCGUGUACGCGUGUCUCUCUGCCGAUCACCCUGCCAUUAUCAAACUCGUCGAGUUCAUUGAAGACGACGAAGGCGUUCACUUAAUCAUGCCCGUCUGCAAGGGAGGCCCCCUGAGCCGCGCAAGUUUGCGAAAGCUUCUGGGGCCUAAAUCUUCGGACCCCGCGAUGACGUUACAUUCAGCUGAGAAGCUCGAUCAGGCUGAUGGGGACGUCACGGCCUUUUCACCCUGGCAAAGCGAAAAAACAGAAGAAGAACGAAGAUGGAAAAGCUGGGAACGAGUCGCGAAAAAGUUCACCUGGCAAAUUCUCAAGGCCUUGAGGCACCUUCACACGCAAGGGAUCAUCCACCGUGAUAUUAAGGCGCAGAAUUUCUUGCUGGUCGAGCCGUCGCAUCCAAGACUCCUUCUGAUUGAUUUUGGAUUUUCUCUCUUCACUUCCACGAAUGCCCUCAACCAUCCCGACGAGGGCACUUUUUCCGAGCUGAAAGAGCGAAUCCUUCAGAGUUCGAAGAGUGGGCAAGAAACGAGCAGGUCUGGUCCGUCUUUCUCACAGCAGCUUCAUCCUCCGCAGGAUUUGCCCUACCUGCCCCAGACAAAAGUGAAUCCCGAGACACCUGAACCUUCCCAAGAGAGAGAGAAAGAAGAUUCCUGGCCGCCUCCGGCAAACGCCACUCUUCCCCCACGAAACCCGACGAAGCAUCCUUCGGCUGCUGCCGUGACUUACGAGGAACGAUCUCCGGAGCUUAAGCGGGGAAGAUGUGGAAACGAGAUGCCUCCACGCCGAGAAAAGAACCACAUCUGUCUGGGAGAAAGUGCUGCGAAAGACGCGGGAGAGCUCCCACCACAAACAGGCGGGAAAAACCCGCGAAGGGAAGAACUCCCCUUUACCGGUGACGCCUACUUUCUCUCUUGCAUGACACGCAACACAUGGAGAGGACCCAGUGCACUCCUCAGUAAACGUAUCGUUGGAACCCCGGGGCUGCACCCGCCCGAGGUUCUCCGACACACUUCCUACACUCCAGCAACGGACAUGUGGGGCUUGGGCCUCGUCAUUAACGCUCUUUUGACGGGGACGCUCAUGCCUGGACUAGCCAGCAGCGGAAAUCUGCUUUUCGACGAAAUGCAUGACAGGGUUUUAAGUCCCGCUUGUCGCGACUUCCUUGAGAGGUGCCUGAGACGGAGACAAAAGUUGAGAAUCACAGCAACGGAGGCGCUCUUCCAUCCUUGGCUUCAGGAGGAGCGACAGGCAGAAGACGCGAAAAUUCGUCUUCUCGUGCACUGCGCACAAAACACCGAUUCAUCCAUUCACAAAAUGAUCGAUAAUCUGCGCAGCUUUCCACUACAGUCGCUCUUUCACCGCCUCUUCUACCUUCUACUCGCUUACGCCUUGCCUCCCUCUGAAGUUCCCGAGGAAGUCGAAGUUCUGUUCUACGCCUUUGAUAAGUCCAAGAGAGGCAUGGUUUUCUAUGACGACUUCGUGUCGACCCUCAAAACCCUCGAUCUGUCAAUUCGAAAUCCUGAAGCUCUCGAGAUCUUCACCUCCAUGUACACCUCAACGCGGACAGUCUACAGUUCCCAGGGGUGCUGCCUCCACCAGGCUGUCCACGCUCUGGAGUUUACGCCUUUUCUUGCGGGUGUAAUGGAUAAGCAAGUGCUAUUGCAUGCCAACUCCCUGAGACGCAUUUUCUGUCGUCUAGAUCCCUCGCGGAAGGGAACUGUGGCUGUGAGCCAAGUGAUUUCUUUGUUGGGAUCGGAAGGGAGACUCCGAGAUGAGCUACGCCACUACUUGGAGGAUAUGGGAAUAGAAGCGAGAGGCUCUUUUUCCUUUGAGGAUCUGGCCAUUGCGCUUGCGAAGAAGAACGGUCUGAGGACCAUAGGCUCCAGUUCCGCUAAUUUAGUUCGUCAACAGGCGAUACUCUCACCACCUGGAGAGAGGUGUCGGUCUUCCCAGCACGGCAAAAACGUCUGCUCUUCAAAUUGCUUAGGUCGCUUGCUGUUGAAGCCGCUAAGCUUCUUUUCUGCAUCUUUGUCUCCGCGUGGACGGAAGCGGCGGGAGGGCACAAAAGGCUUUCUCGGAGGAGGCGGUUUGCGCUCCGAACGCAUGUUUGAGAUGCCGGAGUUCCCAUGAAUGCUCGCCCUCUGCAUGCAGCCAGGGGUCGUCCAAACACUCUAUGGAGAAGUAGAAACGCAACGAGACUCUCCACAUGAACCUUAACUUUCAUUGAUGCAACCCAAACGGCCCAACACAUCCUCCCUCCUCCAGCAGAACAAACACACAUAUCUACAAAUACUGUAUAUAUGCAUAUGCAUACAUGUGUGUAUCUAAAUGUGUAUGCAUGAUGCAUGUGUACAUGCAUGUAUCUAUAUACAUGCAUAUUGCACAGAGGAACGCAUGUCGACGGAUGUAUCCGAGACUCAGCUGAUAUCUUGACUUGAGUACAAGGACUUACUUUUGACUGGUGCGGUUCUGUCUCUUUGGAUGUUCUCACACGUGGAAAAAAAGUGAGCAACGGCAUGUCCACAUCCGAACACAAGCCUGCUUCACGUGUGACGGGAGGUGUACGGGGUAGGGGCGCUGUAAACCGAGAGAAGCGCAGCGCUUACUCUCUUCUCUGCUCGCUGAUGUUUUGUACCUCGCGUUAAGCGCAAGUGCUAUUUGAAGACCUGAUCCGCGCCAGAGGGAACUGUUUGUUUACUUUCGCUUGUCAUGUUUCGAGGAAACGCGUAGAUAUCCGUGUACACAUGCCUCUACACGCUGUACGAAUGCACAGUUGUAGAGUAAGGAAAUGUGAAUCUUUGCGGAGAUUCUUUAUGUAAUUGCCUUCCUCUUGUCUCUCAUAUCGUCGCACUGUGUGUCGCAUGUUCGGGGUUCUGACACUGAAGCAGCGCUGCAUGCACCGCAGCCGUUCAUCCCUCGUUUCAGUUCACACCCGGCAAGGCCAACUCCGCGAUCUUGUCCAUGCCUCCUCUUUGUGGUCUACAAAGGACACAAACACUUCUUCGUAUUCUAAUUAUAUAUAUACAUACA